AUGGAGAAUGAUCAGACAAUAAACCCAUCAAAAGAACCGAACCAGCAAGUACUGAUCACUUCAUCAUCAUCAUCAGAUCAUGAUGAUCAAACGAGUACAGGUGGAGGAGCAGGAGAAGGAGGUGGAGGUGGAGGUGGAGGUGCAAGUCAAGUUGUUGCUAUGGUUAGGUCGUAUGAGUGCAGUUUUUGCAAGAGAGGGUUCUCCAAUGCGCAGGCGCUUGGAGGACACAUGAACAUUCACCGUAAAGAUAGAGCCAAGAUAAAGCAAUCUCCAUCACCAUCGUCAGUCGAAGAUACAAGUAAAAUGAUCAAGUGGCCUUGGAUGAAUCUUGGCGGUGGCGAUGCAACUGAUGAUGAUGAGACCACCACACAACAAUUCCUAAAUAUGCCUUCGUUUGUCCCCAGACCGGCUAGCAGUCACCAUGGACAAGAUAAGACAAACACUAGUCAAGUACAUGACAAGGAAGAGCAAAGUUCGGAGUUAGACCUGGAGCUUAGGCUGGGUCCUGACCCAAAUCCUCCUCCUCAUCAUGAUCAUCAUGGUUCAUCAACGACGGGAACGGGUACCAGAAAGUUCUUUUGA
Tripterygium wilfordii is the source of this 582-nucleotide messenger RNA. RefSeq names its product zinc finger protein KNUCKLES-like. The coding region runs from base 1 to 582 and encodes 193 amino acids. Lineage: Eukaryota; Viridiplantae; Streptophyta; Magnoliopsida; Celastrales; Celastraceae. The record is from RefSeq and is a predicted model, not a curated record. The transcript has a single exon.